AUGGUGGAUAAUGCACCAGUGAUGCAUGCGGAUGAUAGACCAUCCUUGAGAGCAUCACGAUUGGUCAGGAAACCACUGAGAUCCCCUAGUAACAAGGCACGGUCGACGGCACUCAACCGCAAAGACUCUUCUUCUACUAGUACGACUACGACGAUCCAUACCACUCCAUCCGAGGUUUUCCACGAUAUUCCAAGAAGCAAGAAAACCACUCCGAUGAAGAUGGCCACACCCACAAUACAACCCACCAAAACCCCUUUUGAAUCUCCUCGCAAUGACAACCCAUUUCUUGCGUUAAUAGAUAGCUGCGACAAAUGGCUUCAACAAAAUUCAAUGGAGUCGAUUGACGAUCUAUCAAUUAUCACUCUCGACACUACAGGAACUGGCUCCGAGGACGACGCAACUAAGGCAGACACCCCACCAAGGAUUAACACAUCUACCAAUGCUCAGAACGGGCGACGUCGGAAACAACAAAAUAAAAAGAAACGUUCGAACCAAAUUCCAGCCAUCAUUGAGCCAACAUCGUUGCCAAUACCACCAGUCCUUUACAACAGCUCUGAUACUCCAGUUGCAUGGGAGGUCACUCAUCCAUCCACAACCAAACUUUCAACAUCAAAAAGACAACGGAAGAAACAGAGACCCACCAAGAAUGUCGCCGUCUAUGCCAAAGUCGACAGCACCCAAGCGAUCACAACAACCAAUUUAUUAAUUACUGAUCUGACAGAUGACACUGCAUGGCCGGCCCUGUCCAAGGGCAGUGGUGUGAAGCUCUGCGACUCGAAAGCAAUACCGCAACCCUCCGACAUCCCAAGCGCUGCGCUUAGUAUUCCAGACACAGCGACUUGGUCUCACAACAGCGAUGACUAUGUCAACUUAUGCUAUGAUACGAAAUGUUCCACUCUACUGAUUGUUACCGAUGCUCGAACCAAUAACUCGAGUUCUGACAAUACCACUGAUGAUGCAACCAACAAACAAGAAGCAGCGACAACAGCAUACGACAACACAAACUUGCUACCUGGCUGCGGGACGAACAGUGUCAGCUGCUCUUCCUGGAACCUACUCCGACGGCACCGACACCCCUAUCGAAUCAAUGAUCACCAAUCACGAAACUGUUUCUGUGACUCCUUCACUACGUGA
Messenger RNA from Seminavis robusta, 1134 nucleotides. The record is from the annotation of a GenBank genome assembly. Lineage: Eukaryota; Bacillariophyta; Bacillariophyceae; Naviculales; Naviculaceae.